AUGGAGUUUGCAGAGUCCAUUCUAUGGGCUCGGGAUCUUUUCUGCCUUGAAGAAAGGCUACACUCGACUCCUGAUUCUCGCCUUUCAACCAACACACAGGAUGCGUACGAGGGAACUAUCUACACCGUGCAGAAGGGCGAUACUUGCGAGUCUAUUUCAAAGGCCAUGUCCGUGGCAACUGACAGGCUGACUGAAAGGAACGGUCUGACAUAUACUUGCUCUGACCUGCUCGAGGGGAGGAAUCUCUGCAUAGAGGAUACCUGCGAGAUUGCGAGGAUCGAGCAAGGCCAGGCUUGUCAAGACUUUGUCAAGUGGAAGUGGUUUAGCACGAUCCAACUUCAGUCAUGGAAUCCAGAAGCCCUCGUGUCCGCCAAGCCAUCGAAAACCACAGCGAACCCAGCGCCUGUCACUACAACAGAGCCUUUGAAACUGUACAAGACUCACCUGCCAAAGAUCGACAUCAACCCCAACGCUGCAAACUCGAAAGCAGAGUUUCUCAAAAAAACCAUCUCCAACGGCGCCGUCCUCUAUUCCCGAGACAUGUACACCAAGGAGCGACGUUGA
Molecule: messenger RNA, 564 nt
Organism: Fusarium vanettenii 77-13-4
Lineage: Eukaryota; Fungi; Ascomycota; Sordariomycetes; Hypocreales; Nectriaceae
Exons: 4
Coding region: 1-564 (187 amino acids)
Source: RefSeq, a predicted model, not a curated record